Xiphias gladius (swordfish) is the source of this 2083-nucleotide messenger RNA. It is a transcript of the gene nansa, whose product is annotated as N-acetylneuraminic acid synthase a. Gene Ontology annotation, biological process: carbohydrate biosynthetic process. Gene Ontology annotation, molecular function: N-acylneuraminate-9-phosphate synthase activity. The record is from RefSeq and is a predicted model, not a curated record. The transcript is spliced from 6 exons. Lineage: Eukaryota; Metazoa; Chordata; Actinopteri; Istiophoriformes; Xiphiidae. Bases 150 to 1229 code for a protein of 359 amino acids.
AGGCGGAAGUCCUCCCCCAUCCUGGAUGUGCAGCACAUUAACUGUUCCGUUCGGCUUUUACAGACGAAACUCAUCGCUGACCGCCCCGUCCAGUCCUCUGCUAAAUAUUACCUUCACUGGUUGUUCUUCGUUUCCUUUUUGUGAACAAAAUGCCUUUAAAGUUUGAGCUGUGUCCCGGUAGAAUGAUCGGAGGUAACCAUCCCUGUUUCAUCAUUGCUGAAAUUGGACAAAACCACCAGGGAGACGUUGAGAUUGCCAAGAAAAUGAUCAAAAUGGCAAAGGACUGUGGUGCAGACUGUGCCAAAUUCCAGAAGAGUGAAUUAGAGCACAAAUUUAACAAGCAAGCCUUGGAGCGCCCCUACACCUCCAAACACUCCUGGGGGAAAACAUACGGGGAACACAAGCGCCACCUGGAGUUCAGCCACGAGCAAUACAGAGAGCUUCAGAAAUAUGCCGAGGAGGUGGGGAUAUUCUUCACGGCCUCAGGGAUGGACGAGAUGGCAGUGGAGUUUCUCCAUGAGCUCAAUGUGCCUUUCUUCAAAGUGGGAUCUGGUGACACCAACAACUUCCCCUAUCUGGAGAAAACUGCCAAGAAGGGACGUCCCAUGGUGGUGUCCAGUGGGAUGCAGACCAUGGAGACGAUGCGUCGGGUCUACAAGACAGUGAAGGAGCACAACCAGAACUUCACCAUCCUGCAGUGCACCAGCGCCUACCCUCUGGAGCCUGAAGACGUCAACCUCAGAGUGAUCACAGAAUACCAGAAGGAAUUUCCUGAUAUUCCCAUUGGGUACUCCGGCCACGAGUCCGGGAUCAGUAUUUCACUGGCGGCUGUAGCUCUUGGGGCAAAGGUCGUCGAGCGUCACAUAACCUUGGACAAGACGUGGAAAGGAAGUGACCACGCAGCCUCGCUGGAGCCCUCUGAGCUGGCCGAGCUGGUCCGCUCCAUCCGACUGGUGGAGAGGGCACUGGGCAGCGGCUUGAAACAGAUGUUACCCUGCGAAAAGCCUUGCCAUGAUAAGUUGGGUAAGUCAGUGGUGGCCAAAGUAAAGAUCCCCAGAGGAACCGUCCUGACUCUGGAUAUGUUGACGGUAAAAGUGGCUGAGCCCAUGGGCGUCGCAGCCGAGGACAUCUUCGAGCUGGUCGGUAAGACUGUGACGGAGGACGUGGAGGAGGACGAGAGCGUCGCGCCCGGGUUGGUGGACAGCUACGGCAAGAGGGCUAAGUGCUGAGGAUGGAAAAGAAGUUUGAAAUGGAUAAGAAGAAAAAAAAAAAAAAAAUAGGCAGUUAAUUUGAGAGGAAACCGAAUCGGUUCCUCUGGGGGAUAAUUACGGAGGAGCUCAAGAUGACACAUGAAGGAGUGUGAUGGUAAUUUGGUCUGGUGCUGCUGAGAUCUCUGACAUUAAGUCAUGGACGAUAAGUAACUGUUUACAUACUGUAAUGGGACAUUGCAUUAGAAUCAAAUAGAGUAUUAUCACAGCCCCUGUGCUCUUCCCCUCAGCUCUCCAUUGCCAAAUAUUUUUUAGUUUUCUAAAACCCACCUUAACGUAAUGCACAAACGUUUUGGCCAACACCCUCUUUAAGACCCACCAUUACCUUACAUUAGGCUGGACAGUAGCUUCAGCUCUUCGAUCAGUACUAGUGCAGUUCUUUCUAGAGGUGGCACAAAAAGCCAGUUGUUACUUUUAAUUUCACUUUACUAAGCACACUUUGCACCAUGAUUAGAUUAGAUUAAAUGAAUAUUGAACACAUGAAGGUCAAGCUGCUUCUAGUCGUCUCAUCACGGAGUCAGUGUUUUCUCUUUGUACCUGCUCACUGAGCUGUCAGCAUGGUCAGCUAGCGCCAGAAUGGCUCCAGUCAUUGAAAUCUCUGGUACUGAAUCAAGCAGGGUUUGUAUCUGUACCGCUGUUCAUUCUUCUUCUGUCUUUGUGCUGGCACCAAAAAUGUCCACUAACCAUUGUUUAAGGAUGAAGGAUGUUAACAUACACUUGUUGUUAACAUGUGGAAAUCUGUUGCGAGUCUGUUGAGAAAUUUUCAAUGAUCUGAAACGACGAAGCCUCCAAAUAAAACAACAUUGUUGCCAAAA